AUGGCUCUGUUUACUCGGGGUCAUUACUGGUUUAAGUGUCCUGCUUGUAUAUUUUCAGAGUACUUGGAGGUUGUGUGGCGUUCACUGGCCUCAGAAAAUGCAGAGUGUCCCAUUCUGGUGAAAAAGGCUUCAGAUACACUCGUCGCACGCCUGAAAGACCCCAGAACCUUUGACAGCAUCACCAAAGACUUUAAUUUGUGCUCCAAACUGCAGAUCCAGACAGAGAUGGACUCCGCCUAUUUCCUGGAAACGCUGGCAGGUAACUUUAUGGAUGUGGUCCAGUAUAACGAGGACAACAGAGAGUUUGAGGGUGUGGUUGGAGGAAACAUAACCAUCAAGGUGCUGUGUGGUAUGAUGGCCAACACCUCGCUGGGAGAUCCGUACGCCCGCUACGCCGCCGUGGCCCGUCUCAUGACGGACACAUUCUCUCAGAAGUGUCUGGACGCCAGCUUCAGUAACUACACCAGAGACAUGAGCAACACGUCCUGGGACGGGCCUGCUGCUGGGGGAGGGAGACAGUGGGUCUAUCAGACGUGCACUGAAUUUGGAUUCUACCAGAGCACCGAUUCACCUAACCAACCAUUCAGUGGCUUUCCUCUCGGUUAUCAUGUGAAACAGUGUGCAGCCUUCUACAACAUCAGUGCUGAGCAGGUGACAGAGGCCGUCGCCCAGACCAAUGAGUGCUACGGAGGCUAUGUUAUCCACUCUAGCAGAAUAGUUUUCCCCAACGGGUCCAUCGACCCUUGGCACGCGCUGGGAAUCACCCAGGACAUAACAGCUGAGCUUCCUGCUGUCUUCAUCAAAG
Nematolebias whitei (Rio pearlfish) is the source of this 805-nucleotide messenger RNA. RefSeq names its product serine protease 16 (gene prss59). The record is from RefSeq and is a predicted model, not a curated record. Gene Ontology annotation, molecular function: dipeptidyl-peptidase activity; serine-type exopeptidase activity. NCBI's taxonomy places the organism in Eukaryota, Metazoa, Chordata, Actinopteri, Cyprinodontiformes, Rivulidae. Gene Ontology annotation, biological process: proteolysis.